This is a messenger RNA of Oldenlandia corymbosa var. corymbosa, 1587 nucleotides long. Lineage: Eukaryota; Viridiplantae; Streptophyta; Magnoliopsida; Gentianales; Rubiaceae. The record is from the annotation of a GenBank genome assembly.
AUCAGAGUAGAAUUUCCUCGUGAACAGCAUUGGGUCAACUCAGCCCAAUUAUUUUAGAACCCAGUCGACCUUAGCCUUUUGGGUUAAUUUUCAUCUAAGCCCAAUAUCAUGCCAAACCAGUUUCUUUUUACCACUUUGUACUUCCAGACAAUUUCACAUAACUGAAGAAAGGAAGGUAAAAAUACAGAAGAAAAAUGGAAACCGACGGUCAGGAUCACCCGGCAUACGAGAUUCUGCUUUCCUGUCCUAACGGUCUCUCUCCCUCGCAGGUGACUGUUGAUCUUAAUGAGGCCUAUGAUAGAAUUCCUCACCCAGAUGCUGAUUUAGAGAACUCCAUUUCUGAGAUAUGGGAUGCAAGAACUCAGAAGAAUGCUUCAUUGUUCAAUGGUCUUAAGUUUAGGUAUGGAGGACAUACGUAUUACAAUGGUGUUGGUUCAAAUGAGGAGCUGCAUGUUAGCCUUCACCUGGGUUUGACAGAUUAUAGGACCUUUGUGGGCACCAAUUUAAGUCCUUUGUGGGAAAGAUUUCUCAUUUCAUCUGAAGAUGAUUGUAGGCGAUGUCAGCAUACUGCAAGCCCUCUUGGAAAUGGAGCUGUUGUUGAGACAUCUGACAAGAAAAUACUUGUGCUGCAGAGGAGUAACAAUGUGGGAGAAUUCCCUGGGCACUACGUUUUCCCCGGAGGGCAUCCAGAGCCGGGAGAACUUGGAAUUUCAUCUCAUCUUACCAGUGAUCAUAACAACCAAGAAAUGAUCAAGGAAAAGCUUUCACAGGAGAUGUUUUCUAGCAUUAUCCGUGAAGUAGUAGAAGAAAUUGGAGUUCCCCCAGAUGCUUUAGGCAAUCCACUCUUUAUCGGAAUAUCCCGUCGGGUGUUGAAUGUCAGACCAGCUGCUUUCUUUUUCAUGACAUGCAGUCUUGAGUCUACAGAAAUCCAACGACUAUAUUGCAGUGCGGCUGAUGCCUAUGAGUCAACCCAGCUUUAUUCCGUAUCAAUGCAUGAUUUGGAGAAGAUGGCGAUGAAGAUGCCAGGCUGCCACCGAGGAGGAUAUGCACUCUUCAAAUUGAUGAAGAAUGCUGAGAAAGAUAUGGCUAAUGGGGAUACAUAACUGCUGCAAAAGUGAGAUUCAAAACCAUUUUGCGCUUUCAUUCCAAUCUUAUGUCACCUGCGGCUUUAGGUGAAAUUAUAAAUUGGUUGAUAAGAGUAUAAAAUCAGGUACCAAAACCUUGAACCAAAAUUUUAAAAAAUGUGGGGUUUUGACUUAGUUACUAUUCAUAUAGGACUAGUGCAUUGCUCUUUUGGGCUUUGAUUUUGGGCCUGUAUGGUUUGAUUUUCUACCACUAUAUGGAUCGAUUUCGUCAAUUAAACCAAAGUGGUCGUGGUGGAGUGGUAAAGACUCCUUUACCCUUAACCAUAGAUCGGGGGUUCGAACCUCGCCAUGGGAAAAAAACCAUGAGCGAGGGAGAUUAGUUACUGUAACCGACGGUGAAUAUCCUGUAAUUUGAAAAAAAAAAAAAACUGUAUGUUUAGGCAUACAUGAACAAAAUAUUUCCAUUCCGUUUUUUGUUUUCAUUUUAAUUUUGAAACUACUU